Messenger RNA from Bombus terrestris (buff-tailed bumblebee), 1796 nucleotides. RefSeq names its product zinc finger CCCH-type with G patch domain-containing protein. NCBI's taxonomy places the organism in Eukaryota, Metazoa, Arthropoda, Insecta, Hymenoptera, Apidae. The record is from RefSeq and is a predicted model, not a curated record. Gene Ontology annotation, cellular component: nucleus. Bases 122 to 1687 code for a protein of 521 amino acids. Gene Ontology annotation, molecular function: metal ion binding; RNA polymerase II cis-regulatory region sequence-specific DNA binding; DNA-binding transcription factor activity, RNA polymerase II-specific. The transcript is spliced from 9 exons. Gene Ontology annotation, biological process: regulation of transcription by RNA polymerase II; negative regulation of DNA-templated transcription.
UACAAUCGUUAAAUUCUAGAGUACGGAAGGAUUCUGAAUGUAAACUGUCAAAACAGUUUUUGUGAGAUCUCUUUUUCAAGAACUUCUAAAUCAACGCAGGGGUAAGACAAUAUAGGGUAAUAUGACAGACACUGAAAGUUUACGAGAAGCAAUUGCACAAUACGAACAACAGCUAGCUCAAGUUCAAGCGACUUUGUCCGUGACUACGCAAGAAGCGGAUAGGGAGAAUUUAUUAAGUUUACAAUCGGACAUACAAGAGCUUAUUGCUUUAACAAAAAAAAGUUUACAAGGUGUUGAAACUUCUAGCGAAGAUUUGGACGACGACGACGAUGAUGAUGAUAUUGACGAUAUUGAUGAUAUGGACGAUCCAUUGGAAAAAGAAUAUGCCUUAUUCAAGGCAGAACUGGAGAAAACUUCCAAUGAAUCUCGGAGUAAAGAGCCGGAUAAACAAGAUGACGGAGCUUCAAAUAACAUAGAAGAUGAGUUGAGGCAGCUUGAAGGCAUGAAAUGUCGAGCUCCCCAUGGUAGCAGUUGGGGUGGCAUUGGUUAUCAUAAUGCUAUGAUAUGUUCUGUUUAUCAGAAUGACAGCACAGAAAUAAAAAAUAUGCAAGAUAUAAAGGUCAGGGUAUUUUUUCUAAAUCCAACGCAUAAAGAAAUGCUUCCGUGUCCUUAUUAUUUGGAUGGGAAAUGUAAAUUUUCUGACGAAGAUUGUAGAUUUUCGCAUGGAGAAUUGGUGCCAUUAUCUAGUAUACAAGAAUAUAGAGAACCAGACUUUCAAAGUAUAAAGAUGGGUAGUAGGGUAUUAGCAAAGCAAAAGAAUCAAUUAUGGCACAGGUGCAUCGUGUUAAAAAUGCCAGAAAAAGAAGGAGAUGUUUUCAGAAUUAAGUUUGAAGCAAACGGUAAUAUCGUAGAAGUUUUCUUACAAGAUCUUUUACCGCUUGAUGAUGCUGAUUUGGAAAUGUCAGAUACGUCUGAAGACAGCGACGGUGAAAGUGACUCGACAGAGUAUCCUAAAGAAGAAACAGUUCAUAAAUCUCUUCUCACGGUCGAAAGCAACAUGCCGUUAGGAAAUUGGGAGAAACAUACGCGCGGGAUAGGUAGCAAAUUAAUGGCUCAAAUGGGAUAUGUAUUGGGCACUGGUCUUGGAAAGUAUUCAGAUGGCAGAAUAGAACCAGUUGAAGCAACGGUACUGCCAGCUGGUAAAUCUUUAGAUCAUUGUAUGGAAUUGCGAGAAAAUGCCGGAGGGGAUGAAAAUUUAUUUUCCGUAGAACGUAGAAUGCGAAAGCAACAACAGAAGUUGGAACAGCAAAGACAAAAACAGUAUCAGAGGGAAAAGGAACGAGAAGAAAACAAUGUGUUUAAUUUUAUAAAUGCAACCUUGGGUGAUAAACCUAAAUCGGACGCAAGAAAUAUUUCAAAAGGUAAAAGUAGCCUUAAAACAGAAUCAAAUCGACAACUAAAUGUAGCAAGUUUCCAAAUUGGAGAAAAUAUUUUAAGACUGGAAAGGGAAUCGGCAAAAUUGAAAGAAUCAUUGUCAAGGCAUACAAAAGGAAGUGUUCAUUAUAAUAAUAUUGUAAUGAAGUAUAAUGAGAAACAAAAGGAACUUGUUGGUUUAAGAGCAUCUGAAAAAAGUAUCGCUGCUGAACAAGAUCAACGAAAGAACAGAGCUAAAUUAUCAAUAUUUUGAUGUACAUAUGUUUACAAUUUUAACUUUCUACAAGAAAUUAGCUUAUGUAUUGUAUGUAUUAAUUAUUAUGUGUAAAAAAAAAUAUAAAUAAAUAAAACUUAUAAUAUAA